This is a messenger RNA of Acanthamoeba castellanii str. Neff, 2100 nucleotides long. Its product is annotated as legume lectins beta domain containing protein. Gene Ontology annotation, cellular component: cytosol; nucleus. Bases 1 to 2100 code for a protein of 699 amino acids. The record is from RefSeq and is a predicted model, not a curated record. Gene Ontology annotation, biological process: protein quality control for misfolded or incompletely synthesized proteins; protein deglycosylation; glycoprotein catabolic process. Lineage: Eukaryota; Discosea; Longamoebia; Acanthamoebidae. The transcript has 15 exons. Gene Ontology annotation, molecular function: peptide-N4-(N-acetyl-beta-glucosaminyl)asparagine amidase activity; carbohydrate binding.
AUGCGCAUCUUCCCCCACCAGGGCCAAAGGCUGACACUUGUAGAGCGAGGAGAAGAGGAAGAGGAAGAGCAGCAGCAACUCGACGCCACCAACUACCAAUUGACCCAGGAGAACGUCGAUGAGUGGAAGGUGCGGUGCACGAGGACCUUAUUCGGGAGCGAGGCGGUCGCUCAGCCGCUGGUCAUGUGCCACGGCCGCCCGGUGUGCUUCGCGUGCGCCGCAACAUGCCACAUGAAUGCCAUCAGCGGCUGGAUGAGCGAGGCUUCUCCGCUUCAGUGCAGCUGCGCUGCCGACCCCGCCAGACAGUGCCUGCUUGCUUUGGGUAGUGCAGUGAAGCCGGUAGGAGGCAAAUUGAGGGAGGCGAUGCUCACAUCGAUGCGCGACUACAAGCGCGCCCUGGUACAGCGUCUCCAACAGCGCGCUCAGGCUGGUGGCUUCCAGGCCGAGAGCGCGCAGAUCCGAGGCCGGCUCGACGCCACCGCGGCGCAGAUGCGGCAGUACGAGGACCCGCUGCUACAGGCGCGCUGUCUGUCCUUCCUCCCUUGCGUCGAGCUCGAGCGCAGAGCGAGAGAUCGAGAACCGGAGGAGGGUUGGGCCAGGAGAGAGGCCUUGUUCAUCGAGCUGCUGCGGUGGUUCAAGGCCGACUUCUUCUCGUGGGUGGACAAGCCCAGCUGCUCGUUUUGUGGGGCCCCGACGAAUUCCAUCGGCGUCACCGAGAGCUCGCCCGACGAAGCGCGGUGGCUGGCGAAUCGCACCGAAGUGUAUGCCUGUACUCUCUGUGGGACGGUCGUCCGCUUCCCGCGCUACAAUCACGCUGAUAAGCUUCUGGAGACGCGCCGAGGGCGCUGCGGUGAGUGGGCUCAAUGCUUCGCGCUGUGCUGCCGGGCCAUGGGCUACCCUACGCGCAUGGUCAUCGACUGGACCGACCACGUGUGGGUCGAAGUGUAUUCGCACAACCAAGAGAGAUGGGUGCACGCCGACCCCUGCGAGUCUGCCUACGACAAACCUUUGCUGUAUGAGGCCGGCUGGGGAAAGAAGCUGAGCUACGUGGUGGCCAUCUCCAAGGACGAGGCCAUCGACGUCAUCCACCGCUACACGCGCCAAUGGGACCAAGUCCUGUCGCGCAGAACGCUGGUGCCUGAGGACGUGUUUGCUCAGGUCGUGGACUGGUUAGACAGGCAACUCAGACAACGCGCGCAGUUGGACACCGCCGCAACAGCGGACUGGACGGGCAGAAGGGCCGCUGAAUCACAGGAGCUCGCGAACAGUCAGCGGGAGCGCGAGGUGAGCGCUGAAGAAGCCAUUGGUCGCACAUCGGGUUCGCAGGAAUGGAGAGAGGCACGACGGGAGAUGGGCUGCAUGACUGAGCCGCAGCAGUCUCCGGUGCCGGCCUCGUAUGCGGAGGUGUUCAACUAUCAGGCGUUUGGCGGCACCAACGUCCAGCAGCUGUCGCUUGUGGGUUCGGCGCGCAUCCACCAAUCCGAGCACGUUGCCUGGCUCACACCGGACCAGAACGACCAAUUGGGCGCCCUCUGGCACUCUGUCCGGCAGCCGCUUAACGCCGAGUUCUUCACAAGCUUCCGCUUUCAGAUACGGAGAGGCAACGGCGGUCAAGGCGCGGACGGCUUCGCCUUUGUGGUGCAGGCUGUAGAUGAGCACGCCAUUGGCGUGGGUGGCUGCGAGCUCGGCUAUGGCGGACUGCCCAAUUCGCUGGCAAUCGAGUUUGACACCUACGAGAGCGCGGACCGCUGCGACGAUCCCAACGACAACCACAUCAGCCUGCACACGCGCGGCCCGCUGCCCAACUCGGCGCACCACCGCCACUCGCUCGGCUGCGCGCGCCGCAUCCCGCGACUCGCCGACGGCCGGCCGCACGACGUGGCCGUCCACUACCGCCGCCGCGAGGGCCGGCUCGACGUGUUCGUCGACGACGGCGCCGCGGCCGCGCUCAGCGUCCAGGUGGGCGACCUGGCCGCGCGGCUGGGCGGCAGUCCCACGGCCUGGCUGGGCUUCACGGCGGCCACUGGCGGCCUCAGCCAGGCCCACGGCAUCCUCUCGUGGAGUCUCCACCGCCCGAGUUUGUCUGACGACGCACCAUGA